AUGUCACAGGCUCUUGAUCAGGAAAUAACAAACCUUCACUUGCAAGAUGAAACGAUCUAUCGCCGCGUAACAGAGAAAGAAUUCCUUGUGCAGUGCAAACGCUUGAAUCAUGUAUGGAUGUCUAUGGGAAAAUCUGCCGGUCUAGAUGAACGAUUUGCACACUAUAAGAAAACAUUAUUAUUAUUAUUAUUAUUAUUAUUAUUAUUAUUAUUAUUAUUAUUAUUAUUAUUAUUAUUAUUAUUAUUAUUAUUAUUAUUAUUAUUAUUAUUAUUAUUAUUAUUAUUAUUUAAGCAAUUGGGACGUCGAGCAGCAGAUAAAACUAUGGAUACAAGCAUGCCUUUUAUUCCGGGUAAUUUCUACGCUAAACCAUUCCCAGUAAUUGUGGUCGAUAAUCAUACUGAAUUCGGGGAGAAAAACGAUGCAGAGUGGCACGUACCAGAUUACCGGUUAAUAUUUUCUAUGAAUAACGUGGUUCCAUUGAUUUGCUAUGCACUAAUUUGGUACUGUGUGAACCUAUUGGUGAAUGCGUACUGUUGGACCACAUGGAAAGAAGGAUUCCGAAGACGUCGACUCAUUAAUUUGACCACGUCACUUAUUCAUUCAACGAUUUCGGGUGGAUUUCUACUUGUUUAUUUCCUUCGAAAUGCUCGUUUAAUGUUUGCAUCACCGAUGCACUACUAUAGCUACCUAGAGCUACAAGUUGUUCUGUUCUCUAUAGGAUAUUUUGUCUACGAUUCAGUCGACAUGGCUAUAAAUGACACAAUAAAUGUAAACAGCGUUGUGCUACUAUUCCAUCAUCUUUCUUCGGUGUUUUUUCUAUCUGUUUGCGUGAAUACACAUAAAUUCCUGCUUUACUCUUACUGGGCCCUUUUGAUGGAGGUUUCCUCCAUCUUCCUCCACUGUCGUUCAUUGCUGAAUCAAAGCAAGCUAUCCACGUCAUCGAUGAUUGGUCUGUACAAAGCGAUCUCCUACCUCAAUAUCGCUGCCUUUUUGCCUUUUCGAUUUUUUAUUCAACUGUUUCUCAUUUUGUGGGCAUUCACGAAUAUCUACAACAUGCACUGGUACUACUUCGCAAUGUGGAUGUUAGGAUCUUCAUGUUUCAUUGUAAUCAACGGUGGGCUCUUCCUGAGGAUACUUCACAGCGAUGGGUUUCUUUGUUCAAAGCUUUCCAAGGAACAGUUGGGAGGAUUAGCUGAAGAUUCGGAAUACAAAAUAGUUGAAAGAGAUGAAUUACUUGAAAAAGUCUCUCCACCAACUAUUGCAACUUUAGAUUUGAGCUACACUUCUUUUGGAGCUGAAGGGUUUUGGUAG
Messenger RNA from Necator americanus (New World hookworm), 1311 nucleotides. RefSeq lists its product as uncharacterized. Gene Ontology annotation, cellular component: plasma membrane. Gene Ontology annotation, biological process: regulation of membrane lipid distribution; plasma membrane organization; phospholipid homeostasis. Lineage: Eukaryota; Metazoa; Nematoda; Chromadorea; Rhabditida; Ancylostomatidae. The transcript has 10 exons. The coding region runs from base 1 to 1311 and encodes 436 amino acids. The record is from RefSeq and is a predicted model, not a curated record.